Molecule: messenger RNA, 1837 nt
Organism: Xiphias gladius (swordfish)
Lineage: Eukaryota; Metazoa; Chordata; Actinopteri; Istiophoriformes; Xiphiidae
Product: UDP-glucuronosyltransferase 2A3-like
Exons: 2
Coding region: 113-1696 (527 amino acids)
Molecular function (GO): UDP-glycosyltransferase activity
Source: RefSeq, a predicted model, not a curated record
CCGAUUUCUCUGCCGUGUGGAUGUUUAGACGAACCGAGGUCGCUGUUGUCGUUUUGUUUUACCUGUCAACCACUCGAACUUGUUGCGUUUUGGCUCUUGCUUCACCUCAGAGAUGAUCCGGCUGAGACUGAUGACACUGGCUGCACUGCUCUGCUCGCUUCCCAGUGCUGAUGGAGGGAAAGUCCUUGUGUUCCCUGUGGAUGGAAGCCACUGGGUCAACAUGAAGGUCCUCGUCCAAGAGCUCCAUUCCAGAGGUCACAACAUCACAGUGAUCCGGUCGAAAACCAGCUUGUACAUCGAAGAAGGGUCCCAGCACUACCAGUCGAUCACCCUCGACGUUGUCACUGGAUUUGAUGCGAAAGACAUGAACAACUUCACGACAAGAGCGCUGCAGCUCCGGCGUGAGUUCCACAAUUCAACGGCAGCUUAUUUUCAAGCUGGAGAGGAGUUUAUGACAAUGAUGCAUCGUAUUCACAAAGCUGUGGUUGAUAAGAUGCACGUGAUAUUCGAGGAUGCUAAACUAAUGCAGUCCUUCGAAGAGGCCAAGUAUGAUGUUGUUCUGACCGACCCCUGCUUCGGCGGAGGGGUUCUUCUGGCUCAUCGGUUGGGUCUGCCUCAGGUCUUCAAUGUACGAUGGACAAUCUUGGGCGACGGGCAUUACACAGUCGCCCCCUCGCCGCUCUCAUAUGUUCCCAUACCGGGCACUGAAAUGACUGAUAAGAUGACAUUUUGGCAAAGAGUGAAAAAUUUUUUAUUUGCCCUUAUUGUCCUCAGUAACCAGUGGAUGAUACAAAAGCCUUACUACACUCCAUUUGUCCGCCGUCACAUCGGUCCCGCCGUCCGCUAUGAUGAGCUCAUUCAGGCAGCAGAUAUUUGGCUGAUGAGAACUGACUUUACCUUCGAGUUCCCUCGCCCCACCAUGCCCAACGUUGUCUACAUGGGCGGGUUUCAGUGUAAACCCUCCCAGCCGCUUCCUCGACAUCUGGAGGACUUUGCCCAGAGCUCUGCAGAGCACGGGGUCAUUAUUAUGAGCUUGGGGUCGUUGGUGGGGAAACUCCCUGAGGAUAUAGCAGAGCAUGUGGCUGCAGCUUUUGCCCAGCUACCUCAGAUGGUCAUCUGGAGGCAUACUGGGAAGAGACCGUCCGCCCUGGGCAACAACACCUUGCUGGUGGACUGGCUGCCUCAAAAUGACCUCUUAGGACACCCAAAGACCAGAGUGUUUGUGGCCCACGGAGGCACCAAUGGACUUCAAGAGGCCAUCUACCACGGAGUCCCCAUUGUUGGCCUUCCUCUGAUGUUUGACCAGGAUGAUAACCUGUUCCGGAUGAGAAUGAGGGGUGUUGCCAAAGUGCUGGACAUCGGCACAUUGAACACGGACAACUUCCUGGAGGCGGUGAAGGCGGUGCUUUAUGAGCCGUCCUACGGGGAGAACAUGCGGGAGCUCUCCAGACAGCACAGAGACCAGCCCAUGAAGCCCCUGGACCGAGCCAUGUUCUGGAUCGAGUUCGUCAUGAGGCACAAGGGAGCUGCUCACUUAAAGAGCGACUCGUACAGGAUGUCCUGGAUUCAGUACCACUCCAUCGAUGUCAUCACACUGUUGCUUGUUUCGGUCGUGGGGAUGACACUCAUCUGUAUUUUGACAGUGAACUGCUUGUGGUAUAAAGUGUUUGGUGGGAGGAAAGGAAAAAUUGAGUAAUACAGAUGCCUGAUCAAAAGGAAGCACAAAAGGAAAAAAAAAAGGGAAAUGGAGGAGGAGGAAUGAAAAGGAAAGUUGCAAAAAAAAAAAAAUCUUGUACAGUUGAAUUUUGAUGAAGACGGUACAGAAGCACAAAAUAAA